AUGGCUAUUUUGAGCAGACUCCAUCGCAUUGUCGGCGAUAAGUCUGAGACAAAUACCCAGGAUGUCAUUGAAGAACCGAAUACGGUGCAAUUGGGGGCCGAUGAUAAGGAAGCUGCGCAUGUUCCGGUGGAUGAGGUUGUUGACGAUGCGAGCGAGAAGGAUAAGCCGGCUGAGAAUGCUCAGGAGGGUGUGAGGAAGAUCGAGGCAGUAACUUUGGCCUGGAGUAGAGCGUCGAUGUUUACGGUCUUGGUAUUGAUCUGGUUUCUUACGCUCGUCAAUAACAUGAAGAGCACCAUGGUCUACAGUUUGACUCCAUACGCCACGAGUUCCUUUAUGGGACACUCGCUUUUGACUGUGGUUAAUAUUGUGUCAUCUGCUAUGACGGCUGCCGUUUACAUUCCGAUGGCCAAGGCACUGGAUCUUUGGGGUCGCGCUGAGGGAUUUCUCAUUAUGGUUGUCUUUUCCAUCCUUGGGCUCGUGCUUCUAGCUGUAUCCCAUAACCUACCGACCUAUUGCGCUGGUGAGGUCUUCUACUCUGUCGGAUUCGGUGGCCUCGUCUACAGCUGGGAUGUCCUCGCGGCAGAUGUCACGAACCUGCGAAACCGAGGCCUGGCUUUUGCCUUCACCUCCUCCCCGGCAUUGAUCUCCGCAUUUGGUGGAUCUAAAGCUGCUGCAGAGUUUCUCCUUCAUGUUGACUGGAGAUGGGGCUAUGGGAUUUGGACAAUCAUUCUGCCUGCUUUUGCGCUGCCUGUCUAUCUGCUGCUGGCAUAUAACCUGCGCCAGGCGCAAAAGAAGGGAAUCAUUACGAGGGGGAAGAAGAAAUGGUCGAUCAAUUUGCGGAGUAUUUGGUGGGUUGUUACAGAGUUUGACUUGCCAGGCGUGAUCCUCUUCGCCGGCGGCUUCGUAGUCUUUCUCCUCCCCUUCACCCUCGCCAGCAGCGCCCCAGACGGCUGGAAAACAGGCUACAUAAUCGCAAUGAUAGUAGUUGGCUUCGUGGCAAUCAUAAUAUUCGGCUUCUACGAAACCUACCUCGCCCCUGUUCCAUUCCUAAACUACAAAUUCCUCACCGACCGAACCGUCCUCGGCGCCUGCCUCCUGGACAUGACCUACCAAAUCUCCUACUACUGCUACGGGAGCUACCUCUCCUCCUUCCUACAAGUGGUCUACGAGCUCGACGUCGCAACGGCCGGAUACGUCGGCAACACAUUCAGCGUCGUCUCGUUCGUCUUCCUAUUCAUCGCCGGCUGGCUGAUCCGCGCAACGGGCCGCUUCAGGUGGAUUCUCUGGGUCUGUGUUCCGAUGUACAUCUUCGGACUCGGUCUGAUGAUCCAUUUCCGCCAGCCAGGUGGGUAUAUCGGGUACAUUAUCAUGUGCGAGAUUUUCUUCUCUGUCUCUGGUGGUAUUUUUAUCCUCUGUGUGCAGCUUGCUGUUCUCGCUUCCGUUGAUCAUCAACAUAUGGCGGCGGCCUUGGCGCUGCUUUUCGUCAUGGGAAGUAUUGGGGGUGCAAUUGGGAGCGCGAUUUGUGGGGCUAUCUGGACGAAUACGUUCUACAAGCAGCUUCAGCAGAAUCUGCCGGCAUCGGCGUUGCCGAAUAUCUCCCUGAUCUAUUCGCAACUUCCGACGCAGCUGAGUUAUGCUGUUGGGACGCCUGAGCGGGAUGCUAUUGUCAAGUCUUAUGGCUAUGCACAGCCCAGAAUGCUUAUUGCCGGGACUUUGUUUAUGGUGUUGGGAUUUGCUUGGGUUGCGAUGAUGCGAAAUCUUAAUGUUAAGCAUAUGACACAGACGAAGGGUAAUGUUCUGUGA
Messenger RNA from Penicillium argentinense, 1803 nucleotides. RefSeq lists its product as uncharacterized. Bases 1 to 1803 code for a protein of 600 amino acids. The record is from RefSeq and is a predicted model, not a curated record. NCBI's taxonomy places the organism in Eukaryota, Fungi, Ascomycota, Eurotiomycetes, Eurotiales, Aspergillaceae. Gene Ontology annotation, biological process: transmembrane transport. The transcript has 4 exons. Gene Ontology annotation, molecular function: transmembrane transporter activity.